UCCCGUAAGCCAGAGGCUAACCAGCUACCAGCGAGAACAACAGACUUAUGAGAAACAAACGAAAAUUAUGCUCAUUUCUUUCUGCUUUGUCUCUUGCAGUAGCGCAACUGCAGCCGAAGAUGUUUCCGUGACCACAUGUAUAUGAGAGAAGUUCAGUUCGACACCACAGUAAUGUUUAUUGUCGCCUGCAGUCAUGUCAGUCAGGCUGGAGAUCAAUAGCUAGGUUAGCUGGCUGGCUAACUGGCCGCAGUGCUGCAAGCCUGCAAACAUGAAGUUGGUGAGGUAGAUGAAGAGCAGGGAGAGAUGUCCAGGCAGCACCUGUAGAAGACUUAAACAUUGUUUAAAUAUUCAUAACGGUAUUUUAAUAACACAUUUGGGUCAACGGUUCAUUGGUAGAUGGUCACAUGCAAUAGCAGGACUUCUGUCAUUUUAUUUUCCAUUCACUAAAUAUCAAAACAAUCCGAGGCCAGACCGAUCAGCAGUUUUGUCAAGGAAAAUUGGUAGCUGAGGAGCUGUAACGUCUACAAGAUGGACAAGAAAUCUUUUGACAUCGUUUUGGACGAAAUAAAAAAGUGUGUUCUGACAGAUCAGAGGAUCAAGGCAAUAGAGCAGGUGCACGGCUAUUUCUCCAGCGAACAGGUGAUUGACAUUCUGAAAUACUUCUCGUGGGCAGAACCUCAGAUAAAAGCAGUGAAAGCGUUCCAGCAUAAAAUGGUGGCCAUUCCUACAACCAAGGUUGCAAACAUUUUGAACACUUUCACGUUCUCAAAGGACAAGCUCAUGGUACUGGAGCUCAUAGCACUGAAUAUAUCAGAUGCCCAUAAUUACCGCCCAGUGGAGGAUCAGUUCCGUGUUAACCUGUCAGAGAAGAAACGUGCACGACGGAUCCUUGAACAGGUGUGUAAGGUGGGCUGUAAGGCCCCAGUAGCAAUGAUCUCAUCCUGUGGAAUGAUUCCUGGCAACCCUUACCCAAAAGGCAAACCCAGCCAGCUCACCGGAACCUUCCCAGGAAUGCCUCCAAGAAAAGAGGGAGAGGAGGUGAAUGCAGAGGGGAAGGGAAUUGCUAACCGCAUCAUCGGACCCAGCAAACCGUCUCCAUCAUCCUACAAUCCACACAGGCCUGUACCCUACCCCAUCCCUCCCUGCAGACCACACGCCACCAUUGCACCAAGUGCAUACAACAAUGCUGGCUUGGUGUCAGUGGGAGGGGUCAUUACUGCCAGCGUGCCCCCCCCACCCUACUGUGCCACUCCAAAGUCAGCAGCUUACACUAGACCUGCCAAUCAACAGAACCCCCCCUCCAGUGGCUCAGCUACAUCCACCCUCUCACCUUCUAGUUCAGCUCCUCCUACUCCGAGUACCUCCCAGCCUCAGCCCACAACUCCAAUCACCCCUGUCUUCCCUGGCAUGGUCCCGUCUCAGAGCCCUGUUGCCCCUUCUCCUGGCCCCAACUCUUCCUCAGUAAUCAGAAGCCCUCCUGUACCUGCUGGCUCUCCUCAGGUUGCUCUUAACUCUAGUGGCCAUAGCACCCCCACACAAGCCGCAACCCCUUCUGGCAGAAACACCCCCUCCGUUAUCAAGGCUCACACCCCUUCUGGCACACCUGGCAGACCUGGCGCAGGGGUACCAAUGUCAUCUUUUCAUGGAACACCACGUUCAGGAACCCCUUCAGGCGCUCCUGUUCCCUCUCCAAGAGGUACAGUAGACCCUCUGUCUUCUCAGAAUGUGCCGCUGACUUCUGUGAAGGCCUUCCAACCUUCUUCUGCUGAGCCCCAGUCAGAUCUUAUUCAAUCCAAAUCCUCCAAUUCAGUCAUUCGUAGCUACACACCUUCAGGGCUGCCAGCUCUGCUCCCUGGACGCUCUACUCCUAGUAUGCAGGGCCUGGGGGCUUUACCUUCGGGCACACCCACAGCCACCUGUGCCCCAAGCCCCAAGCCCUCUCCAAACCAAUCGCAAGCUGGUAUAGCCAACCCUGUGCUCUAUGGUGAGCAGUCUCUGAGCUCUGUGGGCCAGCACAGUGGAGGCAGCGGCAGUAAUAGCCCUGUCCCGUCUGCCUUCAAAGGGCCAUCAUCUCGCUCCGGGACGCCCUCUCUCAGCUCACUUGUGAUGCCUAACUCCGCUGCCUUGGCGCGCUCUCUGAGCCUCAGUCACAGCAGUGCCUCCCCUCAACCCUCCCUCCCAGGCUCUGCAGUCAUGGCUGGUUUACAGGCUCUUUCCUCUCAGCCAGGAGGCAGCCCUGCCACUCAAUUCCCCGGUAUCUCACCCUUCCCCUCACUGUCCACAGCUUCACCCCUCCCUGGAAUUCAGUCCUCUGUCCACUCCUCUGCUUCUGCUGCAGCACCGCCGACCUCCUCCGUGUACUCCAGCCUGGACCCUGCCGGGGCCCCAGCUGGUUCUGCUUUCGGCCUCGGACUGACCACAGCCCCAUCCAUGUUCCCGGGGCUGGCCCCAGGCCCGAGCCCUGCCUUCCCUGGGUUUGGAGGUUCUGGCACCCCUGCAGCAGGUAGUCCUGUGCUCUCCUCCUUUAUGGGGCUCCCAGGAGCCUCUUCCUCAGUGGCCACAGUGGCCCCUCUCCAGGCAGCGGCAGUGGCGGCAGCAGCAGCAGCAGGUGUGCCCUCCACUUCUCCCGUUCUUCCAGGCUUUGCCUCUGCAUUCAGCUCCAACUUCAAUCCUGCACUGGUUGGCCAACCCGGCAGUAGUCUCCAAGCCCCAGGAGGCACUGCGUUUCCUGGACUGCUGUCAUUCCCUGCUGGAAUGCCUGGCUUUUCCUCCAGUGCUGCUCCUGCUGCACUUUCGGGCCUCCACAACCCCGCUGUGCAGUCUGCACUGCUGCAGGCUCAUUCUGCGUCAGCACUGGACAGCUUUCCACCUCAGCCCAAUGGCUUCAGCAGCUACCCUCCAGCUGCAGGGACCCCCUUUCCCCCUGCGGCUGCAGGGACACCCUUCCCUUUGCAGCCGGGUCUGCAUCCUCAGCUGGGCUGGCAGUGACCCUUGCUCAAGGGGGAACUACUUGGGGAACACAGUACCUCAGUGGGCCAAAGGGAGUGAAAGAGUGUGUGAGAUGUGGACUGUAAGGGAGGGUUAGUGUUAUUAAAAUGAAAGGUGCCCUGUAUUGAGAGAGAGAGAGGCUGUUGAGGAAGAAACAGCCCAAACCACCCUGCUGUUGUAAACUUCUGUACAAGAGAAUGAGCAAUCUGAUGUUACAUGCAAACCUUCUUUCUGGUCUGUACCUCGCUUAAGUAGCGUUACUCCUAGACAUAUGGUUUUCCAUUGAAGUUUGAAAGAUGAACUGAAAAAUGCUCAUGGAUUAGCGGUUUGAAUAGAUCUCAUUGUUGGAAUGAACUUUAUCAGUACUACAGUAUUCUGUGGUAUUAUUAUUAUUAUUUUUUUAAGUAGGACUUUACCUUCAGUUAGCAUACUGGUAACGUUUUACCCAAAAAAGUCUUUUAAUCAUGAUGUAAUGGAUGCAUGGCAUUGGAUAAACUGUGAAGAGGACUGUCUACUCGCAAUUUCGUGAAAUUCUGAGUCAGAAUUUCUGAACAGCCAGCUAUUAGUAAUAUACUGUAUGAAAAUAUACCCUUGAGACUGGGUAAAGGAACUGUUAAAUGUGUGUGAUGUGUUUGUUAGGUUAUUAUUAUUAUUAUUAUUAUUAUUAUCAUUAUGUUUUUUAAAAACCUUUUUAUACAUGCUGGUGUCUGCAUAGAUGAACUUGGAUAAACAGGAUUCUGCCGUAGUUUACGGAUGGUGGAUCUAUAUAUUUGUUUCUAGAUGAAGUUGAUGACUCUCAAAUACUGUACUAGAAACAUCGGUAGAUGUAGACUAGUUUAAAUAUCAUGAAAUAAAUCUUUUUUUUCCCUAAAUACCUGCUAUUUAGUUUGAAUUGUUUAACUAUAGGGAUGCACCGAUAUGGGAAUUGUGGGCUGAUGGUAAUAUUUAAUAUUUUUCAUGUAUAUAUCUGCCGAUACGCAAACAUUUAUAAGAUGUAGAAUAGCAGUGGGAGAUAUGGAAAAAGUAGUUUAUCACGAUACUUAAGAACUUUUCACGAUACACAUUAUGCUUCACGGUACUUUGACCCAGACAAAAAUGCAGUAGUAAUGUCAUAAAUUCUUCAAGUACUAAAAACAUCCACCGUAUACUAAGAACUUAGAAUUCAUAUUGUGUAUCACAAUAAGAAUAAUUGUUGCAAUAUCGAUUAUUUAUUUAAUAUUGCCAACCCCUAAUGUAACUGGGACUAUAUCAACCUGGCUUAGCACUACAGAUAAAUGAAACAUUUAGUUCUGUAGCUUUACAAGUGCAGUAAAAUGAAUAAAAUGUGAACAUUUUAGCAUAGCAGCCCAACCUAAACAUGCUCUUCCGAAGUACAACAAAUACAUCAAAUUUCAGGUUUAAAAUGUUAAUAUUUUUUAAGUAAUUACCUGCACUGUAAAAAUAUAGUCUAAAAUUAUAUCAUGUGGUGACAAGUUACUAGUUUUCAUUCAUCAAACACUUUGAAUGAACCAUUGUUCAUGACAAACCAUUUUUACAGCGUGACGAUACCGAUAAGAUUCCACUGUCGUGGUGCAUCCCUAUUUAACUGUUUGUCAAACUAUGUACUUGUCCAGGCAGCUUUCUUGAUAUUGUAACGCCUCACUUAAUUAUAAUAAGCUCUUCAUUUUUAGCACUGUAUAGUAUAAUGUAAACACUGCAUGAAAUUCAUGAAAAUUGGACUAACUCAGGCAUCAAGGAUAUGAAGUUACUCAUUGCAACACCUACAAUUAAAACAUACACGAGACUUUGCAUUCACUUCUUGAAAAGGUUGAAGUCUGUUAUUUCAUAUAUAUAUUAAAAAAAAAUACAACUUGAAAUCUGUCCAUUUUUCUGAAGUUCCUCAGGGAUGUCUAGGAAGUCAUGUUUUUAUGGUUUAGGGGAAAACUGAAGUCACAGUUCUGACCCCAGCAUGCUAGGUCAAACUUCCUUUUUAACAUACAGAAAUGUGCGUUCAAGCAAGAGGGGAACUUCCAUCAUGGAGCACUGUAAUUCUGUUGCAAUGGCUGAAACACUGCCCAUUAAUGUUCUUUUCCUUUUACCAUUAUACACUGGCUUCAGCAUACAUGCCAAGAUACUGAAUGUAUCCAUUUUUCAAGUGGUUCUUUUGAUGCAUUUAUCUUUGGUUUAAUAAAAAUAGAUUUUCCAACCAUA
Colossoma macropomum (tambaqui) is the source of this 5178-nucleotide messenger RNA. It is a transcript of the gene proser1, whose product is annotated as proline and serine rich 1. The transcript is spliced from 12 exons. The record is from RefSeq and is a predicted model, not a curated record. NCBI's taxonomy places the organism in Eukaryota, Metazoa, Chordata, Actinopteri, Characiformes, Serrasalmidae. The coding region runs from base 529 to 2988 and encodes 819 amino acids.